Cinclus cinclus is the source of this 1365-nucleotide messenger RNA. RefSeq names its product vitronectin (gene VTN). Gene Ontology annotation, biological process: cell adhesion mediated by integrin; immune response; cell-matrix adhesion. The record is from RefSeq and is a predicted model, not a curated record. NCBI's taxonomy places the organism in Eukaryota, Metazoa, Chordata, Aves, Passeriformes, Cinclidae. The transcript is spliced from 8 exons. The coding region runs from base 1 to 1365 and encodes 454 amino acids. Gene Ontology annotation, molecular function: polysaccharide binding; extracellular matrix binding; scavenger receptor activity.
AUGCUGGGGCUGUGCUGUGCUCCAGCCGGCACAGUCGCAGGAGGGCUGUGCUCCCGGACACCCAGGAUGAGGCUGCUCUUCCCUGCCCUAGUGCUGGCCCUGCUUGCCACCACCCAUGCUGCAGAAGACUCCUGCGAGGGCCGCUGCGAAGAAGGCUUCGAUGCAGGGCGCAAGUGCCAGUGUGACACCCUCUGUGUGUACUACCAGAGCUGCUGCAGCGACUACUCCACCGUCUGCAAAGCCAAAGUGACCCGGGGAGAUGUCUUCGCCUUGCCGGAGGACGACUACCUGGACUAUAACCUCACUAUCGACUUUGUCACGGACAAGGCACCCGUGGCAGACCCCACAGAGCUGCCCACAUCCCCAGUGCUGGUGGACACCACGCCACAGAGCAAGCCAAUCCCUGAGGAGACAGAGGUGCCUGCCACCACCCCAGGUGGGUCCGAGGAGCCUGAGGAGCUGUGCAGCGGGAAACCUUUUGAUGCCUUCACUGACCUGAAGAACGGUUCCCUUUAUGCAUUCCGAGGGAAGUACUUCUAUGAGCUGGACAAGACCAGCGUGAGGCCUGGCUACCCCAAGCUCAUCAGUGACGUCUGGGGCAUUGAGGGCCCCAUUGAUGCAGCCUUCACACGCAUCAACUGCCAGGGCAAGACUUACCUCUUCAAGGGCACCCAGUACUGGCGCUUUGAUGAUGGAGCCCUGGACCCUGGAUACCCACGGGACAUCUCCGAGGGCUUUGAGGGCAUCCCCGACAAUGUGGAUGCAGCGUUCGCCCUCCCCGCCCACAGCUACCAUGGCAAUGAAAGAGUCUAUUUCUUCAAGGACAAGUACUACUGGUCCUAUGACUUUGCCCAGCAGCCCACACAAGCUGACUGUGAGAAGUCCUCCCCCUCCACGGUGUUCAAGCACUACGCCUUCAUGAACAGGGGCAGCUGGGAGGAUGUUUUCCAGCUCCUCUUUGGCAGCAGGAUGCCCGGGGCAAACGGCCCGUGGUACAUCAGCCGGGACUGGCGGGGGGUGCCCAGCCGGCUGGACGCUGCCAUGGCCGGCCGGAUCUACGUGGCCUCCCACCAGCCCCGGAGGAGGAAGUCUCGCCGCCAGCACAAGAGGUACAACCUCCACGGGUCACUGAAUUUGGGAUUAUGGAGCUGGCUGCAAAAUGACCCCGACUCAGCAGGUGUUGAAAGUGAUGGGCUGUCGGGCUCCACGUGUGAGAUGCUCCAGAGUGUCUACUUCUUUGUAGGAGACAAGUACUACCGUGUCAACCUGCGCACCAAGCGCGUGGACCUGGUGCGGCCACGCUAUCCCCGCUCCAUCGCCCAGUACUGGCUGGACUGCCCCCAGCCCACGGAGGAGAGCACCUGA